AUGUGGCUUCUGUCCCUCCCUCCACUCCGCUUCCUCCUCAGCCUACUGGUUCUCCGCUCUCCACAGUCUACUGGUAUUACACUCCCUCCUCAACCUACGUUAGCUCCGACAGUCGUGGCGAUAUCACCUCCUUAUAUCCCAAUUGACAGCUUUUAUACUGAACUCAAUGUCAAUGGAUAUAAAUUUGCUGAGCCAAAACAUCCACCUGAAGCUGAGCCAGAGCAUCCGCCUGAAAUAGCCGCUGCACCCUCCAAAGUCCUCCAAAGUCGGGGCUGCGAUCAACCUAAAAAUACUUAUCAACGGCAAAGACCUUAA
Molecule: messenger RNA, 315 nt
Organism: Prunus armeniaca (apricot)
Lineage: Eukaryota; Viridiplantae; Streptophyta; Magnoliopsida; Rosales; Rosaceae
Source: the annotation of a GenBank genome assembly